Triticum aestivum (bread wheat) is the source of this 1670-nucleotide messenger RNA. RefSeq lists its product as uncharacterized. The coding region runs from base 200 to 1249 and encodes 349 amino acids. The transcript has 7 exons. NCBI's taxonomy places the organism in Eukaryota, Viridiplantae, Streptophyta, Magnoliopsida, Poales, Poaceae. The record is from RefSeq and is a predicted model, not a curated record.
ACCACACACAGAGCACACGGGCUCGCCUCCUCUCCCUCUCGCCUAUGAAGUCAUCGCCGCCGCCGCUUCCCAUGCCGGCUGCUUCCGGCGCCUCCGGCGCAGCGCGGCACGCCCCAAGCUGCCGACGGUCCGCGCCUCCCUCCCCUCCACCCAGACUCUCUGCUCCCGGCCUCUACAGCCCGCUCGCAACCACACACCCAUGGCUAGGAUUUCGGGCAUGGCUUCGCCGGCGUGUCUCCGGUGGUCCCAGUUGGGGCACGCCAUGGGAGUUCCCCAUCCAUCACGGUCGCCGUUGUCAAGGGAUUCUUCAAGGAGAUGUCAAGGACGCCAUGGACAUGCAGCUCCUCAAGCGGAGGAUUGGGCCUCGCAUUAUUUUUUCCAGAAUUGGGUGUGGAUGGACCAGCUGAUUCAACGGUUGACAGAAAGGACUCUACCUGCAAACAAGACCAUUGUUCCCAAGGUGGUGAAACACAAUACCUUGGGCCACAUCUUCCAGAGGAUGCUGCGGGUUAUAGAGGUAGAAGCUCCAAACCUCUCUAAUUUCCAGUUUAGGGGACAUCGUCAAGUACAACUAUCAUUUGGAGUAGGAUUACAAUUCAAGAAUUUCGACUUGUCCUUUCCUGGUGUUCUCAGCUAUGUUUGUGCUGAUUUUCCGUCUAGCUUGCGCUAUGUUGAAGCUCUUUCUCUAGGUUCAUGUCAUGAGAUGAUUGAUACACCAGUUUUACCUAGCAAAUUCUUACAUCUCAAGCACUUGAAUGUUGAUCUUAGUACACUGACAUUUCCCUCGACCUAUGACUACUGUUCUUUGAUAUCCCUUUUUGAUGCUUCUCCUUCUUUGGAGACCCUUGUCAUGAAUGUUUUGCAGAAAAAGAUGUUGCAUGAAUCAAUCGUGGGAGAUACAUCACAUUUGAGGCAGAUGCCAGGGCACCGCCAUGAUAGCCUCAAGACAGUGAAGAUUAUUGGUUUCUCCUCUGCAAAGAGCUUAGUAGAGCUAACAUGCCAUAUCAUUGAGAAUACAACGUCACUUGAGGGCCUUACAUUGGACACCACAACAGGACAUCCUUUGUAUAGUUGUUUAACCAACAAUAUUGGAAAGUGCAUGCUGUUGCACGGGGAUUUUAUGGUGGAAGUUCGUCAAGGGCUCUUGGCUAUCAGGACAUAUGUUGAGCCAAAAGUUCCUUCCAGAGUCAAGCUAAAUGUUGUGGAGCCUUGCCGCCGAUGCCAUGAUCAACCACUGAUCAUAUGUUGAACUUCAUAUGCAAGUUAUCAUAAGUACCCCAUGAUUCCUGUGUAAGUUAAACUAGAACGUUGAACCUUGCUGCUGCUGCUACCCGGGUUAUACACCCCAAACCCAAUGUUUAACAUGAGGCUCGUGUGUUGCCAUGUAAGUAGACCUCCUGCCGCUGCAAUGUUUCUAGGUGUAGGUGCAAGCAAAGUAUAACUGGAAUGGACCGAAAAUUGUUGAUCCAUAAAAGAUGUACUCCCAGCAUACAGUAGAGCCACUGCUCUUUUUCCAUUGAGAUAGAUGACCACAGUGGGUGUGGAAGGGGAGAGCACCACUGAUGGUUUGGGCAGAAAUGAACAUCACAUUUUCUGUGUUGUUCCCUGUAUUUCAGGUUCUUCAGUGUCAGUUUGCUGUCGGCCAGUAUGAUCUUCCUGCAUGAUAUGAA